Messenger RNA from Pseudophryne corroboree (corroboree frog), 1364 nucleotides. RefSeq names its product zona pellucida-like domain-containing protein 1. The record is from RefSeq and is a predicted model, not a curated record. Gene Ontology annotation, cellular component: cell surface. NCBI's taxonomy places the organism in Eukaryota, Metazoa, Chordata, Amphibia, Anura, Myobatrachidae. The coding region runs from base 1 to 1191 and encodes 396 amino acids. The transcript is spliced from 11 exons.
AUGCAGACAGGAAGAAGCUGUGAGGUUCCUGGCCAGGAAAGAGGCAUCUAUCACCCAUCUAUAUUUGAAUAUACUGACAUAUUAGUGACAUGCGGGCCGGAGGAAAUUCAACUAUCUAUUUACCUGUGCCCAGUGUACUAUGCUGGUUAUAAUGAAACUGAGCUCUUCAUGAAUGAUAUUUUAUCUAAUCCUGGCUGCCAAGGAACAGUUGAUUUAUCAAACACAAUCCCAUUCCUGACAUUUGUUUUUUCAAUCAAUGACAGUUCAACUUGUGGCAGUUCAUUCCAGAUCCUUGAUGAAAGAGGAGAUGGGAUUUUCCAGAGUUUCUCCACAAUCCAGUAUGCUAACAUCAGUGGAAUAAUCAAAUCAAAAGAUCCAAGUGUUGGUGUCAUCACCCGGAACCCAGAGUUGAAGUAUUUAUAUUCCUGUACCUAUCCUCUAGAAUAUCUCUUGAACAACACUAGACUGGAUGUGGCUGGAAAUAACAUAGCCAUCAACACUAAUAACGGUAGCUUCAUCAGCACACUCUCUCUUCAGCUGUAUUCGGAUGAAGGCUACUAUAGACCUCUCUUCAUCCCAACAACUGGAAUCAAAUUAAACACCACAGUCUAUGUUGAAGUGAAAGCAGUCAACCUGACAGAAAAGUUCAAUGUGCUGCUGGAUCGAUGCUAUGCCUCCAUUUCCCCAUACCCAACUAAUUCAACCUACUAUGACCUGUUUGUUGGAUGUCAAAAGGAUCAGUUUACCUUCAUAAAAACAAACGGAGUCAGUCAAUCUGCACGAUUUUACUUCUCAGCCUUCCGAUUUUUAGAACAAUAUACCCUGCCAGUCUCAACCUUUUACUUACAUUGCAUCACCCGACUCUGUGAGACAACUGCAUGCAGUACUUUUAAACCAGUUUGCUCUAAAAGAAAAAGAAAUGUUAGAGCUGCUUCAGGAUCUACCGUUAUAUCUGAUCCAGCAACUAUUACUUCCCCAGGGAUCAUUACCAAUAGUGAUACUGGUAUACCAGCUGUUGCAAGCUCCAGUACUUCCAGUAUUGAUUCUGAAGGAAUUGUCAGCUCUGCUGUUGGCUUGGGAAUAACAGUCGGCUUCUUGGCCUUACUGUGUACGCUCAUGGGAGGCAUUGCAUACCUAAUGCACAGACGACUGAAAAAGACUAGAUACCAGGAAAAGAAUAACUUUCAUUAGAGUGACAUAUAUACUGUAGUAUGACAGUAUGAUAUCAUUUUUUCAUACAUAGAAAGUAAAAAGCCACUUAGAAGCUGUCUAAGGAGAAUUUAGCUGAAUACAUAGUUGUAAUAAUUCAUGUGUAAUUGUUUAAAUAUGAUUAAAAUAUAAACUGCAUUGUGAUAUGAUUUUAA